This is a messenger RNA of Hermetia illucens (black soldier fly), 15544 nucleotides long. It is a transcript of the gene Tomosyn, whose product is annotated as syntaxin-binding protein 5. Gene Ontology annotation, cellular component: SNARE complex; cytoplasm; plasma membrane. NCBI's taxonomy places the organism in Eukaryota, Metazoa, Arthropoda, Insecta, Diptera, Stratiomyidae. The record is from RefSeq and is a predicted model, not a curated record. Bases 1260 to 5687 code for a protein of 1475 amino acids. Gene Ontology annotation, molecular function: myosin II binding; GTPase activator activity; syntaxin binding. Gene Ontology annotation, biological process: regulation of exocytosis; regulation of protein secretion. The transcript has 25 exons.
UUCGUGUUUCUGUGUCAGUAUUGAUCUGUCAAAUAGGCCCGCAAUGCUGUGUUGCUGUGUUUAGUAGUGCUUUCCUCAGGUAAUUUGCGAAAAAUUGGGAAAAUCCACGGCCCGAAACCGCCCUACCGUGCAUCCUUGGCGUGCAAUUAGUCGAAAUCGGUCGUGUCCGUGUUUUAGCGCGAAAAUUCAAGCCUGACAGAGUGGGCAAGUGACCGAAUUCGCGUGACAUACGGUGCACCCCAGAGAAAAUCAGGGAGUCUCACGGGGACGAAACCCUGUAGCCUUCCAAUCGCUUUUCCGUUGGAGCUGAGAGUGCGGUCGUGAUCCCAACUGGAUUUUCCGCCGACGUUGCUGCGCCACCCCCGAUGGGGCGUUCUGCCACGGUGAUCGCGCUCGAUUUCAGGUGCAUCUGUUUUUCGCAAAGUGCAAGCUCCCCCCGAUUUCCUCGCUCACUGCGGCCCUGCCCGGAAAAUCUGUCCUAAUCAGCAGAAUGUCGCUGUGUAAACAUUGACGAAAACUCAACGAUUUCGUGGAAGUGGUUAAUUAAAAAUAAAUAAAGUGAGCGGUGGAAAGUGUGCCAUAAAACCGUAACAGCCGUGGUCAAGUGCGUUGACUACACUCGUAAUUAAGUGAUAAAAAUUUUUCAGUUGUAAAUUUCUGUUACUUUGAAGAAAGCCGAAGGAGAUUUGUACUUGUAAAAUAUCUAAAUGAAAUUGAAACUAAGAAACAACCUAAAUCCAAACUUGGAAACUAAAACAACUUGUUCUAAAUAACAAAAGAUAAGUAAGGUUCAUCUAACAGUAGUUGUUUGGUGUGAAAUUAGUGCUUCUGAAUGUUGAAUAACAAAUCAAUUUAUAUGGGUUGAAAGCUAAUGCGGAACCUUUUAUCGAAAACAGAAAACAGAAAAUUCAUUGUAAACUUGAACAUAAAAAAUUUCUACACUAAAAAUGUGUUUCGCAAACAUAUUGAAAGAUUGGAAGUAAAGCAAAGAAUUUAAAUUUGCUAAACCAAAUCUUAUCUAAAUCAUAAAAAUCUCGAGUUAACCUCUAAACCUAGAAAACUUGUGUAUUAUAAUUUCUGGUCGUAGUAAAUAAUUGUGAGAAUCAGUGUUUAAAAUUUGUGAAUAAAUAAAUUGCAAGAAAGGCAGAGUCCGCAUAAAAGUCAAAGCACGAAUAACAAAUUUUCGAAGCUAAUUAAAAAAAUAGUUUUAAUUAAAAAAGCAUAAAAGAAAAUUGCCAAGAGUAAAUUCAGUGGACAAAAUGAAGAAGUUCACAUUCAAAGGCGUCCUGGACGGAUUCCGUUCAACGGUCCAGCAGCAAUCCUACAAGCCCGAACAGGAGAUACAGGAGACCCUGAAGCCAGAACAUUUCAUAGUCAAAAAGACAUUUCGACAUGGCUUCCCGCAUUCACCAACUGCCCUUGCUUAUGAUCCAGUACAGAAACUGUUGGUCAUCGGUGACAAAUCCGGUUCACUUAGAUUCCUUGGACGUCCAGGAGUGGAUACGCACGUAAGGCAUGAAGGCGAUUCUGCUUGCGCGGUGACCCACAUCGAAUUUCUGGUCAACGAAGGUGCCCUAGUCACAGCAACAGCAGAUGAUACUCUGCACCUAUGGAAUUUUCGCCAAAAAUAUCCACAAGUAGUACAAAGUUUGAAAUUUCAAAGAGAAAGAAUCACAUGUCUUCACUUACCUGUUGCCAGCAAAUGGUUACACGUUGGGACGGAAAAAGGAAAUAUUCAUGUUGUUCAUAUUGAAUCUUUUGCGCUAAGCGGCUACGUAAUAAAUUGGAAUAAAGCCAUAGAAGUAUCACGAACGACACAUCCUGGGGCUGUGGUUGGGCUUACGGAUAAUCCCUUGGAUGCUAACCGGCUAUUAAUCGCAUUCGAAAGCGGUCAAAUAGUAUUAUGGGACAUGCGAGCGAAAGGUGCUGAAAUCCGGUGGCAAUCGGCGGAGCCAUUGAGGUCAGUAUCAUGGCAUCACGAAGGAAAGCAUUUUGUGUCCUCCCACACAGACGGUUCAUUGUGUACGUGGCCCCUGAGGGCGACUCCCAAACCCCAGUCACAUUCUUUUCCACACGCGAAAACCAACAAGGAAGGGAAGCUGGAAGCGUGCAAACCUAUUCACAAAGUUGACCUUAAAACAUCUCGAACGGGGGAAACCUACACGAUAUUCUCGGGUGGCCUUUCAAUGGAAAAGGGAGGAAAAUCUCCUUGCAUAACGGUACUGCAAGGGAAAUCUACGACAGUUUUAGAAAUGGAACAUCCCGUAGUCGAUUUCAUUACAAUAUGCGAGACACCAUGGCCAAGUGAAAUGCAAGAGCCAUACGCCAUAGCUGUUUUAUUACAAAGCGAUCUAGUUUUAAUAGACCUAUUAACCCCGGGUUUUCCAUGUUUCGAAUCACAUUAUCCCAUGGACUUACAUGAAUCAUCUGUUACUUGUUGCACUUAUUUCGCCGAUUGUCCAUCGGAUUUAGUUCCAGCAUUCUAUUCGGUUGGUCGCAAUCCAUCAAAUCGAAGAACAGGCUUUUCCGACAGAGAGUGGCCCAUCUCUGGUGGGGAGUGGUCUCCUGCAUCAUGUAGUUAUUCUGAAAUUGUGAUUACCGGUCACCAGGACGGCUCCAUAAAAUUUUGGGAUGCAAGUGCUGGUACCCUCCAGAUUUUAUACAAAUUGAAAACUAGUAAAAUAUUCGAAAGACCGCGAACAAAAUCUGUGGAUGGUUCAGAUGAAGAUCCUUUAGCGGUUCAAAUAAUUGCAUUAUGUGCGGAAUCACGGCGGUUAUGCAUAGCUGGUGCUAGCGGACAUGUGAUAGUUUUUAAAUUUAGAAAACUAGAGAGUACUUCGGAAACAGUUGUUCUGGAAGUACCAAUAGCAUAUGAAAAUUUUGAUGAGGGUGAUUGUAGUCCUGAAUGUGAAUUUGUUCCUCGUACGCUGCCAAAACAACAAACCGAGGGUGGAAGUGAUAGUGAACGAAAGUGCGAUGGUAUGCUAAAAGUGCGUCCAGGUCCCCAACGGAAAUUGCCGGGUUUUCAAGCUCAAUUAAUAUGUUUAACGCCAUGGACGACUGGAUCGCAUCCAGGCCAAAUCACAUCUUUAAGCAUAAAUUCUAGUUAUGGAUUAAUGGCCUACGGAAAUGAAUAUGGUAUAGCUGUUAUUGAUAUUGUUCAAAAAAUCUGUCUUCUAAACGUUGCUAGUCCGGAUCUCUAUGGAGCACAAGAUCCUUAUUCUCGUGUGCCAAAGAGUCCAAAACGUGGUGAUUCUGCACAAAUCAAAGACGAACAAACCCGUUCGCCUAGUAUAGAUCAGUUGCCUGACCUCUCAACUAGUCCACAAAAAGUAGUCCCCUCGGUGCCGUCCUCCGUAGCUCAAGAGCAAGUAGCAAGCCAAAUUAUAACAACAGUGACCUCAACAACUCCAACAACCGUAGCACCUCCUUCUCGCCCCAUUUCACCGGCAAGUGAAGCUCUCGAGUCAUCCGUCACUCCGACUGAAGAAGAGAACGCAAUUACCCCCGAAGAAAGUGCCAAAUAUCAGGCAGCUGACCAAUCUCGUAGGAAAUCAUCAUCAUGGAAAGGAUUCAAUUUGAAGCGUCAAUUAUCCAAAGUCAAUAUGAAAUUAUCAAAUACAUUCACUGAAGGCGGGACGUCAUCAACGAAACGUGGUUCGAUUUUUUACUACGCCCCUACCGAGGGUGCUCCUCUGUCCCCAGUGGAAAUAUCUCCUGAUACGAAUUCAGCCUCGUCUCCCACAGAUACUGAACAGGACAAAUCUGAAUACAUGGAGGACUUGGAGAAGCAAAUUGUGACCAGCCUAAAUGAACUUGAUAAUAAGGAGAUCAAUCAGGAAAGCAAUAUUGAGGCAGGGGUUGAACACUUGGAAAGCAACUCAGACACAUCAGAACCGACAAGCUUGUCACAAUCACAUUCCAAUUCGACACAAAAUGUUGCACAAAGUUUACCAAAAGGCAUUCUCCAAGACUCCAUGAAGGAUCGUUCUAAAAAGGAACGAACCAUGUCCCAGCCUCAAGCGGUCCCAAAGCGCGUUGACUUCGACGAACCCACUAUAACGAAGUCUCUUGCAUCGACUAUGGAAGGGGCGCGCACCUCGCGGCCUGCAGACUUGCCCUUAUUUGAUACUGAAGGGGCUACGGAGCAACAACCAGUUCCACCGCCGCGUUUCAAAAAGAAAGAGAAGCGUGAACGCGACCAAAGAUUACUUUCUGUGCCAAAUAUCAAAUACACAAAUCAAAUGCGCGAUUUGCGAGCGAAGUCGGUUAAGUCAGAACAGCAGCAGUCCUCGUCGUUCGCAGGCAACCUGAUGAGACGCUUCACUUUUGUUGGUGAGUGCUUAGCAAGAACUUUCACUAGAACCGAGAAAAGACCAUCUCCCUCACCCAAUGCGAAGAGAAGCACUUCAUGUCUCAAUUUUAAAGAUAAAUUGGAUAGUUCUUUUUCACGAUCGCGAUCGUCGUCAAUGUCUAGUUUAGAAAAUAUUACAUCGGAAGCUGUGACUUGUUUAGCAUUUACGGACAGUUAUACAAAGAAAAGUGAGUCUUCUACGCUGAUACCGACAUUGUGGGUGGGAACCAGCUUGGGCUCAGUCUUGACUGUUUCUAUUAGUUUACCAGAUACAGAUUCAAGGAAAACUCAGCCAGUAAUCGUCUCAAUUUUGGGGGGACCAAUAUUUCGACUGAAAGGCUCCAUUUUAACGAUGUCAUUUUUGGACUGCAAUGGUGCCCUCAUCCCUUAUUCCUACGAACCGUGGAAAGAUGAGAAUCGUGACGGAAAACGAGACCGAACACCCACUAAAAAUUCAAACCGCAUGAGCCCAACGUUGAGCGGAGCCACAGCAACAUCAAGUAGCAGUAGCGGGGAUGGAUACAGUGAUCGACAAUUUAUCGUAAUAGUAAGUGAAAAGCAAGCGAGGGUUGUAGCCCUUCCGAGCCAAAAUUGUGUCUACCGAUUACAAAUAACUGAAGCAGAUUUCGUUGUGAAAGCUGAAAUUGUUAGCAUGAAAGAUAGUGUUUGUAUGAUGGCAUAUGUUUCAAACGGUCAUCUGAUAGCAUACAGUCUUCCCAGCCUAAGGCCUCUACUCGAUGUUGACUUUUUACCGCUGAUCGAUCUAAGCUUUCAGACAAAAUGUAAGCAAGGAAUUGUAGAUCCAAUGCUUUCCAUUUGGGGCCAGCAACUUUUAGUGCACGAGGAUACUAACCAGAUUUCCAAGACAUUUUGUCUGAGCAACAAAGGUCAUGGACUCUACCUGGCGACGCCCACCGAGCUACAAAAGUUUACCAUUUGUUCUGAAUUCAGUCAAUAUAUGGGCGAAAUGAUGGGAGAAUUAUUUAUACCGCACGAUAUGCCCGAACAACCAAAGGAAGGAUUCUUCAAAGGAUUGUUCGGCGGCGGAGCUAAAAGUUUGGACAGAGAAGAAUUAUUCGGCGAACAAAGUGGCAAAGCAAAUCGCUCAGUUGCAAAGCAUAUUCCUGGUCCAAGUCUUGAGCAGUUGGGCCAACGAGCCAGCACAGCUGCUUCGGAAAUUAGUCGUGCUCACCAACUAGCAAUGGAGCGUGGAGAGAAAUUGAACCUUCUUGAAGAACGCGCGGAAAGGAUGGCGAGUGCAGCACAAGAAUUCGGUGGAACUGCGCAUUCCUUGAUGUUGAAAUAUAAAGAUAAAAAAUGGUACCAGCUCUAAACACUUUUAACACUAUUAACAAAAUAUCAACAUAAAUAUUCAAAGAAAGAAACAUUUUUUCAAGAAAAAUCCACAACUGAAUUUGCUCGCUGUACGAAAUUUGCAAUAACUACUAUAAUAUUUAAAAUAAUAUAUUAUAACGCAAUUAAUAAAAACACUUAUUACCUCUCUUAGUUUUAUAAUGUUAUUGCUUUCGAGAAUUCCUGUUGAACGUAUGUAGAAGCGCACAAUGAGAAAAAUCAAAAACAUACAUAACAAAAGCUUUCGUUUUUCGUUUGUGCAAAUUCCAAUAACAAUCGUUUUCAAGUUUUUAAAAAACGCACAAUUUUCUGUUUCAUUUUAGACCAAAUAAACAAGUUGAGUUCAUUAUUCAGAUUUUGAUUUCUUCUUCUCCAAUACAUAUAUCAGCAAAAUCGGCAACAAUUUAUACAAAUAUUAUAGGAAACAUGCAAAUGAGCAGAAUGGAUGGCAAACCUGUAGCAAAAAAAAAAUAUUUUCAUUUCAAUGAAAAGAACCCAAGGUGAAAAUUCAAUAAUAAAUGUAAUAAUGAUAAAACAAUAAUUUUUGAUAUAAUUAUUGUCACUUGGAAAAUAGCGCAAAAUUUAUUUAGUAUUAACUAAUAAAGUUGUAAUAAUAAAUAUCUAAAUAAGGAGGUAAUCUCGAAAGUAACUUCAAUUAAUACCACACACCAAAUUGUAGGCACUUUUCAGAGUCGUAAAUCAUAUUGUUGUAAAAUGUAAAUAUUAUGCCAGAAGAAAAACCUUAGGUAUAUGUACAGAUGAAUAUUUGUUACUAACCGAAUAAUUAAAAUAUACAAAUCUUUCGAACCACAAGCAUACCUUCAAAACCAUAACAAUUCGUUAAAAUUAUUAAUAGAAAGGGAAGUAUGCAACUAUGUUCUAAUUUUGAAUAUGUAAAAGAUUGACGUAGAUCAAAAAAUAUAUGUAUACAUGUAAAGAAGUUAUCAAUGCCUUAUUUUAUACUUCUAGUUAUGUGUUUUUCUCUUCAUUCUUGGGUAAUAAUGUUCCAUUUGCAUACACCGUAAAGUUUUGUUUCGCAGAAAUAAUACCUGAAGUUGACCCACAUAAAACCAUAAGAGUGAGUAAGUCCAGAGGUUUUUUAAGGUGUAGGACAAUCUGUAAACAUAUUGCCUAAAAUUGCGCAUGAUUUUGUUACUGUAAUCAAUCGUUGUCUUCCAAUUAUCACUUUUUUGAGUGCAAGUCUAAUUACGAUUGACACUGAAUUUUCACGACUUUGUUUUCGGACUAAUUAUAUACCUUAUGCUAGUCCAAGGAAUGCAAAUUUAAUUAAUAUUGCAGGAAAAUAUUCAGAGCCAUUGGUUUUUCUUAUAUACUCCCAAAUCAGUUUAUUAUUAUCGCGAAAGCGAGAACCAGCUAGCAAGUCAUCAUUUAACAGUCCUUAUAUAUUAAAUAAGAAGAUGAAAACAUCGUGAUAGCCCCCUUCAAGCUAAUAUUCCUUUUACAAGGCCAACAGGUUAUACUAAAACUUCUCAUACGCUUGAGCAUUUUAUGGGAUACUGAAAACUGCUACGCCCUCCUAACCUUCAAACAAACAGAAUUGUGUUAGGGAAUGGAUAUAUUUUGCCAUCCUAAGUCCAGAAACCUGAAUCUUUCAGAUUUCCAGGACUCCUGAUAACUUGAAUGGGAAAGUCAACACUCAAGUAUUAUUUCGCGUCACUAUGAAUUUCGCUUGUUUUCUCUCCUUAUAAUAUUCCUGCUCACAAUAUUGAUACUAUGUAAAUAGUCAAAGGUAUAUUUUUAUAAUAGACGCAUAUAGAUAUAUGGAAAAAUUAAAGAAAACAAAUAAAUGUUGAAUACAAAGAAAACUCGUUAAAAUAUAUCUGUGGUUUCAAAGUAUAUUUUUAAAGAAAAUGGAAAGUGAAGUGAGAAGUAAAUACCGCUAUACAUAUAUUUAAAGAAUCUUUGUAGACAUUAAAUAGAUCAGCAUGAACUUUUUGAUUAUUACCGCAAUUGGAAAUUGGAAAUAUUGGAAGAAAACUAAUCGACCAGAUUGAGGGGCCGAAAACAGCCGUAGUUUUACAUGAAUUUCCUUCAUUCUCUGCAUUACUAUUUGCAUCGUACAUUUUUUGCAUAGAAUUCAUAUUUUCAACAAUUGUUUCGGAAAAGCAAACACAGUGUUUGUAUCGUUCCUGCAAAAUGGACCCUAUGCCUAUAUUCAACAGUACAUAUCUACGAAAACCUUCGCUUAUUUUUCGUUUAUUUCAAAAACUCCGGUACUUAUGAUUGAUUGUAGCGACUACAGUUAAAGCCCCAGCAUUAAAAGUAACGACAUUAUAGAUACAAACACAAAAGUUAAUACACGUUAUUUACCCAAACUAUCAUCAUGACCAGAAUUAUACACACAAAUAAUGAAAAACCUAUUUUUGAUGAUAAACCCAUCGCCAGAGAAAACAAUAAAUAAUAAAUAAAUGAAAGAAAGCCUCCAAUCAUUGUCCUAAAAUGUAAAUAGUGUAUUCAUUCGAAGAUAAAUUCUGAUGGUGGUUGAGAAAAGUGCAGCAACAAUCCGUUCAGCUUUCAUUUAUUUUGGUUGACUACCAUAACUCAACAGUUGCCCUAAUGUGCUUAAUUAAAUUUUUGCGAACAUUUAGACGCAUUAAUUUGAUCUAUGGCGCUCGAUUGACUUCGUGUGACAAUUUCUAAUUGCGUGAUAGCAUAUGUCGUCAUGUGCGUUAAAACUUCCAGUCGACAGUGGAAUUUCUAUAAGCAAGGACUGAACGUACCACACAACUCAUUAAAUUCUGCAAGAUAUUUCAUAUUUUAUGAAAAUAUGCAAUUUCUGCUUAUUGCAAUCUGUUUCUUCGUCAUAAGUAAAAGUUAUCAGAAUCCUGAAAUUUAUGAAUUGGUGUCACAAUCACGUUCCUCUUUCUGCUGCCCUUUAAUAGCGCAGAGGACAUUGGUACGACAUGAAAAUCAACAAAUUAUCAAAAUUAGAAUCUUUAGUAUUGAUCCGUCGAAUGUCAUCUACAUAAGUACUGAUGUUAGUAACAGCAAAUAUCAAUUAUUCCAAAUAAGAAAAGUAGUACAAAAUCUGAGUCCAAAGGGCUUUGUGUUAGUAUGUAUUUGCAAAAACUCUGUUCUUUUGUCACCAUUCGGAGCCGUUGGGCAACAUUUCAAGGCUUAUGAAAAAAUAGAAUUACAAUGUUGAACGUGUAUCUAAAUCUGCUCCAUAAACAACAGGAAAGUAAGAUUUUUUAUGAAGCGGAAAUCUUUAAAAGACGAACCCAAAGGUUCGUGUGGCUUCAGGGUGUAAGAUUAUUACACACUAGAACCACCUCUGGCCAAACUACUACUGAGAUUUGCCCAGCAGCAACUUCCUUUCCAUUCAGCUUCACCUCGGUUGUUUUUGCCAUGAAACUGGCUGUUCCUGAAAAAGCUUCAGUCCUUACGCAGUUUGUUGCUUAUGUCAUAAAAAGUUAUUCGACUUUACAUUUCUCAGUCGUCGCCCUGAUUUAGACAUGUUAUAUUUGUCAAUUUUUGGAAACGAGUAAUCUGUCGACUACGUUCAUAUGGAUAUGCCUGUAAGUUAGUAGCUUAUUGCCGAUGGUGAGCUAGGAAUUCCUAAUAGUCAGUCUCUGUCUGUAUCUGACAUUUAACUGUUCUUUCCUUUUCAGGAUGUAUCUUCCCCAUCAUGAUGAUGAUGAAGUUAAUGUAAAUCGACUGGGUUUCAUUUUGUCUGAUUUUCCAUUUCCAUUACAUUUCCAUUUCCAUUCUACAAUAUGGCCAAUAGCUCUUUUUAGCUUCGCUGUUUCUUCCUCAGUACUUUUGCAACUAAUAAGGAAGCCGUAUUAUUCCCCGUAUGUCGCUAUUCUGGUUUCAUUACUGCGUAUCAUGGUAUACAAAAGAAACAAUGGUGGACCCACUGCCUUGUAAUACACCAACUGAUUUUUUUUCAAUUCAGAGUAUAUUUUUUCGUAUAUCACUCUAAAUAGCCACUCAAUAACUGAGCGAUAUCGAGAAAAGUGGCCCGUUUUGCAUUUCCAAGCAAAUUAAUGAUCCUCUGGGAUGAUUUUCACGUAAACCAAAUUGAUGAAAUUUAAUUCUCAAUAAUUUAUGUCUCUCAAGAAGGAACCUUUCAAAUAACUUGGUGGUAAUUGGAGCAGCCAGUACUAUUCGAUUUUACUUGCCUUCUUCGAUGAUUUAGAAGCCAACCCACUGUCGAGGAACGUGUUUUAAUCUAAACACUGUAUUGAUUAUUUGUAGCUUUUUAGGAAGCACAUUUGUUUUAACUUCUGGCCAUUCACUUUUAAACGCCGUAUUAAGUAAAGAUCAACUUUUUCGACUGUAGAGGCUUGUGUGUUCAAAGGGUACUUUCUCAGGAUCCAUGUCGAUUUACAUUAACUUCAACGCGAACAUCGUUCAUUUCGACGUGACACCUUUCGACGUCGUAUGAUUCGAUACCAAAUAAAAAAUGUUCAAUCGUUUUUUUUUUCAAAUUUUAUCUGUCUUUUUAUCCACAACCAAACGGUCGUGAUAUUGCUCUUAAAUUUCAUCGUUAUAUAGGCUACGGCUUCGGGAAGUAAAAAUUCUCCGGAGAAUACUCCUCUCAAUACAGCUAUUUUCCAAUUGCCGCAAUUUUUCUUUCUCUGAGAAAUACAUGAAGACUGACAAAAUCAUUGCCUUGCACACUGGGAGCUUUGAUCCUAUGAUAAGACGUCUAGAGUGGAACAGUUUUUUAAACCAAAAUAGGCACUGUCGAAUAUCAGCAGCCCCCCCCCCCCCGGUUUUGGUCCUACCUUUGCCUUCUUUGAAGUACAACCCAAGAUCUUGCGCCGCCUACUCGAUCUGGGUGGAGAUAGUUUAUACAUAUCGGGUUCUAUCUGCUCAACAUGACCUGCUCCCUGAAACUUUCAAAUCUUCAUAUGAAAAUUCCGCUUCAGGUUCGUCGAGUAAUACGUACAACCCGCUGUUGUAUCUCAUUCGCCGUCUCACUAAGGACUCAACAUUCGAAAGCCAAGGUCUGGUUCAUCAUCCACGUCGGUGUAUAUUUUUUUUAGAAUUGACAGUACGAGGUAGAAUGUUUUCUUGGCAAACAGGCACACAAAGCUGUCGACUUGUGAGAAGUUGCAGCCGUUUCGUAUCACGUUUUGUCUUUUCUGUUUAUUUAUUUUUAGGCCAACUUCCUUCACUGCUUUGUCAAACUGCAUCAGUGCCUCUUUCGCGCUCUUUUUUGAUCGUACUAGGAUAUCUAUAUUAUUCAAACAAGCCACUAUCUGGCACGAUUUACACAGGAGCACUCCAGAGCGAUGUUAAAUUAUUUUAAGGCCAACCCAUUGCCUUGCCCUAAUCUGUAGCCUGAGCCGAAACAUGUUACUUGAUUUCCUAAUUUUAUUUGAACACUAGACAGACUCAUUGUCAUUCUGGUGAAUUUAUUCAGUUUCGCUGGAACUUCAACGUCAGACAAUUAUUUUCACAGUACUGAGCGAUCGAUACUGUCAUAUGAAGUUUAAAGUUAAAGAAUAUUUGAUGGACUUUCACAUUAUAUUCACAGCAUUACUCCGGUAUCUACUUCACUAAGAAUAUCUGAUCACUCAUUGGCUUUCCACGUUGAAAUACUUCUUCGUACCUGCCAACAAUAUCUUCUAAGAUGAAUUCUAGUCUUGGAUUGUUUUUGAAAGCGCUUUCUAACAUGCACACAUCCAAAAAAGAUAUCUCUCUACAGUUCUCACAACAGAGUUUCGUCGCGAUUAGUUAUUAUUUCUUAUGCUUGUAAGAUUUUCGUAAAAGUCAAACAUGCAACGUCUCCUUUACAAACAAUUUUUAUUUUGCAUAUAAGUACAUAUAUUGGGAGCUCUCUCUUCAUCAGUGCUUAGCUAAGGACUAAUGAAGGGAGAAACUACCUCCGGAAAUAGGUACCUAUAUGCAAAAUAAAAAUUGAUUGUAAAGAAGGAGGAGCUAGUUACUUUACUUUUAGGAUUUAUCACGUUUUUAUAAACAGAGCACAUGACGCUUUUGCGCUAAUCUUCCAGCAUAGUUUCGUCACACCAAGUAGGAUUUAUAGGCUCAAAACUCGGUCAGCAUACCUACAUUUUUUGCCUUUAGUAUCUCCUCGGAAAUUUGUGUUUUCUGGCCGUUUUUAGUGCAUCCUUGGUUUCUUCGAAGGUGGAUGGUGGAACAGAUGCAUGUACUAUCUCUGCUCCUUCGAUAUGGGGAAAUUGGGUUGUGGCAUUAAAAUAUUGAGCGUAUUGGACCUGCUGCCAUUAUUGUCUAUCCGACAUCGAUAUCUUGCUCAGACGAAAUAGUGGUCACUGUUGCAAUUUGCUCCACGGUACGCCAAGGUUGCUAGAUGCAGUUUGUUUCUCAAUGAAGACAGUUCCAUGUUUUUUGUGGAUUCUGCCUUGGUGAGAUUGCCGGGGGGAGCACGUACGUUGAUUAGCCUAAUAUUAAAAAAAUUGAUUUUCACCCGAAGCUCACCAAUUCUUUCGUUGGUUAGUUUGAAGUCUGUGAUGUUGUGGGGAUAAUUUUUGUAGACGACAAAUAUUAUGCCACAUUCUGGCGUUUCAGUUUUUUCCGUUUUUCGCCUGCAUUCGAAAGUCAAAUGCCUCGCUAACUAAUAAUUUCGUUUUUCAAAUCGCCAAGACGUCUACCUUGUACUUUUGGACAUUUAAUGCGUUCUCUAAAAGAGCGCCCAUUCCAGGUUCCAAACUCGUAGCUCCUUUAUCGUUUCCGUAAUCGUCAUCGUAUAUCCGAUCUGAUCCAAGGAUCAUCCCGGGUUCCAAGCCAAUAUUAUACUGCGAACAGGUUGUCAGUCUGGUGCACAGCAUCCAACCUAGAGAGCCAGUUGGCUCAUCUCAGUUUUACCCUCAGCAUGUUUGUUGGGGCAGUGACAAAUACAAUCCUAGAGGAGAGAAGCUGUUUGAUUUAUCACUCGAGCUGGUCUAAUGACCGCGAUCGUAAGGUGCGCCCCAAUGUUCAUGAGGAUGAGAAGAAGUGGAAUAAUUGCCCUAACAAUAUACGCUACAAAGUAAUUACCGUUUAUUAGAGACUGUGUGUGUGUCACUGUCGAAUCACCCUUGCUUAGAAUUUAGUCUAUUUCAGACGAACAGACUGUAAUACAAAGACGGAAUCCUACGAUUGCGCAAAGUUCUAAGCGACUAAGGACUCCUUUGAUGAUAAAAAAUCAAUUGGAAACUCUGAAUCGCACACUUUUGUACUGCUUUGAAAGGCUUGUCCUGUUACCAUAGGCAAAAGCGGUAAAACGGUUCUAUGGUGGAACCAGGAACUACAAAGGCUCAGGAAGCCAACCACACAACUUCAGAAUCGUGCUUGAAGAACAAAGACUGGCUAAACUGGUUCAAUAUUAUACUGCGAACAGAUUGUCAGUCUUGGUGUGCAGCACCGAACCUGGAGGUUCAGUUGGCUUAUCUCUGUUUAACGGCGCAGCGCAUCCACUAAACAGAUAUUGAGAAGCAGUGCCAAAUCUGCGAUCCCCCUUAGUAGUAGUGUACACUUCAACUCGCGCUCACUACUUUUACUUUUCCCCAUAAUUCUUCUCUCUAUCUUGCACCUAAUGGACCCCUAGCCACCCCUGCAGGCAAUUCAUCUUGUAAUCAACCAAUCUGUCGCACAAAUUAAUCGAACAUGUAACCGUUUUCAGCUGAACUUUCCUCAACCACAGCAGAAUUAAUCUUUUCACUUGUAAAAUAUUCUAAUACAUAAAAUCGUGUUCUUUCGAUUGUCAAUUAGCUUGGAAUAUAAACACAAACCACAUUUUUGGAAAAAGAGAUAUUGCAUAGAAAGCUCACUGGAGAAUCCAUUGCAUUUGUGAUUGUCGCUUAUAUUGUGUACCAAAAAAAUGUCUGAAAGCAUUCAAAUAACCCCCAUUAUUUGCUUGGUCUUUUACUUUUGCGCCUUAAUCAUAACAUAUUUAUAAAACCAUUAGACGUUUAAAAAAAAAUCAUGGAACUCGAAAGUAUUCACAUGCAAAAAAUUGAAACAAUGGAAGACAAUAAAUUCUACAUUAACCCAGAAUACCGUGUUUAUGUAAAGCGCCUGUUGUUAUAAUUGUUAUUUAUUAUCAAUCUUUGUAAAUGUCGGCUGGCCGACUAGACGAUUAACCGUUUAUUCGUAAGGCUUUUUUUCGUUCCGAGAUGUCAUUUUAGUUCAAGGAUGCACCAAUUUUAACCAAAGCUAAUGUCUUCCGACUGUACACUCUGUUCGAAACAAACCUGAGAUUGAAACCUCCGCUUAAAGUAAGGUGUAAUUCAGAAUAAGGAAACAUUAUUCUUUGAAAAACUAAUUUCCUGUAAAGCUUUUUCCUAAUGAAUAGAAUUAAAUGCACAACGUGAAUAGGAAAAUCCUAAGAUUUUCAUAUGUCCAUGAAGGCUGUCGAACUAUUUACUUUGAAUUAACUCUUACAUUUUUUUAACUUGAAAUCUAUAGGUUUUCCAGAUCGCGGUUUUUUUAAUAACCACCUCAGUUUUAUACUCUUAUCAAUUCCCUUGAAAAUUUUUUAACUUGUUGCUGCUUACAUUCAACAUUAUAGCUCUCCAGAAUUUCUUCAUUAUUUCGUUAUCCUCCGCCUAUCUACAACCCACCAUUCCGAAAUUGACUUUCACAAGCAUCCAUCUAUGGACGAUAGCUUUCUGAGCAUUCUGAUUUACUCCUUAUUGCAUUCCAGUGUCGGAGCUGAAAAACUAACGCCUCACGGCGGAUCCACACAUAUUUUAUGAGAUAGCAUGGAAAUAAGAUAUGUGAUCGAAUAUUUAUCAUUUCCAGAAGUAAAUCUAGAAUCACAACGUGGAAAGUAAUAUCAUAAACAUGCAAUGAGAUAUCUAAUUUCUAAUCAAAAUAACUAACAUAAAUAACGAGCAUGUAAAUGUGAUCUGUUUUGAGUAAAUGCACAAUUCUACUAGAAAGAAUAAUAACAACAGAUAAAAAUUAUUGCUACUAUCAACAAAUUGAGAUAUAGAAAAGAAUUAGGUGUAAUGAAUAACUAAGGCUAUAGACGGUAGCACUAAAAAUAUAAUAAGAUAAAUUGUUUUUAUAAGAAAUGAAACAAAAUAGAUUGAAUAAUGAGGAAAACAUGAAAUAUAACUGGAGCAUUGGAAAAUAUCCAGUUAGAAAUAAUAAAUUUACAAUUGAGAAAAUAAGCUAUAAUGGAAUCCAUGAAGAUAACUGUUAUUAGAAUAAUUUGUUUUCCAUUCGUUAUUUAUUAUAAAUAUUUACUACAGAGAUCAAUAUACAAACUGUAUGAAAUGAAAAAUAUUAACUCUCAUUAUAUGAGGAACUUAGAUAAUAAAAGAAUCAAGGAAGGGCGGGCACGUUUUGGUAAGAGACAUUGAAUAUUCAUAGAGAUUCCACGAGCAGAUUAACGCCAGAAAAAAUUGAAGCUAGAUAUAAAACAAUGGAGUUAUAUAACUAUUCGAAAAUGAUGAAAACCAUUAGCAUACAUUUAAGCAGAUCUAAGAAUGGAGUUUCCAAAUUAUCGAGCAAAAAUGUGUGUAGAGGCAAACUUUUACUUAUACAACAAAUAAAUAAGGAACUACUUCAUUACCAGCGUGUGUAUAAAAUGGAUGCAACUAUCAACAAGCUAUUUAGCUAUUUAGUUAAUUUGUAGUGAGAACAAACAAUGAAACAGCAAAGUAAAUCUAUUCGUAAAAUAUUUAUAACAGAAAUGAAAAUAUUUCCUGAAUAAAAAGUGAACUAUGUAAAUGAGAACAUACAACUCCUACCAAGAUUACAAUAAGCAAAAUAAAAGAUAUAAAACAGAAAAUAAACGAGUAUAAAUACCAUAAAUUUUAACUGUGUCAUAAGGCAUUGGAUCGAAUAUUCAUUAUUGUAUCUACAAAAUGAAUAAAAUAUUUACCCAACAGUAAA